AGCAAGGAAAGUCAAGAGAAGAAGAAAAAGGAAAAAGGAAAAAUGGUUGAAUCCCAAAACCGCCCAAUCAAUUUCCUAGCGCUGGAUUGCGGGCGUCUAAGUAUAAUGUCUUUUUUCUUUUCUUUUCCCUUCUGUCCGCCUGCUUCUUCCCUUCACGGCUAACUUUCCCGAAUAUCGGUAUCCCAUGAGCACAAUCAGUCAAUUUGCAACUGGUCGUUUGCAAAUUGGUCUGCCACGGGUACCUUACAGUUUUUCUCUCUCUCGAGCCAGUUUGCUAGUUCGUUAAGAGUACUUGAAAUUUGUCACAAAUAUUCAGCUAAUUAAUUUGUUCAGCUACGGUAGCAGGUUAUCGUGAGCCCCCCGGCCUAAAAAGAUUGGUAUUUUGAUACGAUACCAGCGCUGUAGAAUCGUGGUCAUGUUGCCCCCCCUCUAACGGGCCGACAACAAUUAACAACACACCAAGUCAUCACUGUAACUUGACCCGAAAAAGCUACAAGCGCAAAGUACUGUACAAGUAUAGUACAUAAGCGUAAAGUUUUGAAUAUGGGAAUUGCAAUAUGGGCAAGGUCCAGCACAUACACACAUCCCAUCCCCAAAACCGUCAAGCUCUCGACGUGUUGUAGCGGGAGAGGGUGAGAAGGCAUCAUAGUCCAAAGAAGGGGGGCGUAGUGGUUGGAGAAGUCAGAAGGAGAGGGGGUGGGCGUGGUGCGUGCGUUCACGCAUGCUGACUUCUCAAACCCAGCCUUUCCAAUUCCUGCUCCGAAUUGCCUGUGCGUUCUUGGAAAUCCCGAGAGUGGAUUGGCAGGCAAGUCUGAAGGAAAACCUUAAACUCAUCAUCAUACAUCGUGUAGCACACGAGCAAUAUACACUUAUGAUAUCAAAAGGAAAAGCAUCAGCCCACACACAAGCCACCGCCACCACUAUCAGACUUUCCGCACCUACUAAUGAUAUGGUAUUGCACCCUGGAAUGCUCGGUGAGGUUCGCGAUGCCGGAGACCUCUUUAACAGCUAUCAUCACCCAUAAAACCCCAACCUAUUCCCCGCCAACUCCCCGCACCGAUUCGUCAUCACCCAUCAUCAUCAUCAUCGCCACCGCAAAGCAAGCAAGAGUUCAACCUUAUACUAUAUGUAUUCCUGCAUAAUAGCUUUUCCUCCCCCAUUCAUUCGUCCCCGCAACUCCAAUUACGCCGCUACAAGUACUGCACUCGUACCUGUACGAGCUCACGCGCAAUUCCAUCAUGCAUCUCGCUUCCCCAAUUACUCAUUCACCCGGGCGAGUAUCAUAGCUGCAAAUGCAAGCAAAUUACAGGGUAACAAAUAAUAAUUACGAGUAGGGUAUAGCGUGAAUGAUAUUCCGCGGCAACAACAAAAAAAUUUCUACUGUAGGAGAUCGGAACUCAUCAGAAAGAUGAAGUAGAAAAAAAGAAAAGAAAAGAAAAAGUUAAAUUACGGCAUGUAACGGUAGUUAGUAGUCUAAUGUCCGACGAACCCGUCAUGUUCUAAACUUUGCUUCCUUUAAAAAAAAAAACAAAAAAAACAUCUGGGUAAACGGGGUUUUAUUGAGUAAAUAAAUACAAUUUUAAUUCAGAGGGGGGGGAGGGGGAGUUGAAAUGAGAUGUUGCGCAUCGCAUCUCUCUCUGGACUACCG
Molecule: messenger RNA, 1648 nt
Organism: Tuber melanosporum (Perigord truffle)
Lineage: Eukaryota; Fungi; Ascomycota; Pezizomycetes; Pezizales; Tuberaceae
Exons: 1
Coding region: 1127-1321 (64 amino acids)
Source: RefSeq, a predicted model, not a curated record